Dicrocoelium dendriticum is the source of this 864-nucleotide messenger RNA. The record is from the annotation of a GenBank genome assembly. NCBI's taxonomy places the organism in Eukaryota, Metazoa, Platyhelminthes, Trematoda, Plagiorchiida, Dicrocoeliidae.
CCCGAAUUGCACUCGAUACAUGUAUAUCGGAGGUGUGUGAACAGCAACAUCCAGCACCACAUCACAAAAGAUUGCAGGAUAUGGCCAGAAGAGGAACGAGAUCACGGCAACAACGGAACAAGCUAAACUACGACGCCCGAUAUGCGACUCACAAGUGGAGACCAUUCAACAUCGGAGAUCAAGUCAAGGUGCGCAAGCAUGAUCAUCCAAUACACAGAGGGCCCGGGGCAAGCAAGUUCAAAGAACGCUGGAAAGGUCCCUACACUGUAGUUGACCGAAAAGGAGUGAAUGUCAAAGUUGACAAUGGAAUGAUGAAGCGCUGGAUGAAUACAGACCUGGUGAGACCAUGGCACACGAGAGAGCAACAACUUCGAGGAGGGGCGGGUGUAGAGGCGCGGAGGACUUCGACAACACGGAACAGCAGAAAACGACAAGAGCAAGAAAGAGUAUCCGACAGAGGCACCGGAAUCAGUCAGCAUAACGCAGGCCCUACCGGACGAGUGGAAAAGGGACCGCGGGCGACGACGGGAAGAAAGUCUGCUCCCGGAAGAUCUCAAACGAUAUUGGAGGAGAGGCCAAGAAUUCAGACAAAGACGCCGAUUGUUAUGCCCCAAGGAAUGACUCCAAGCCGAGUGACGCCUGGGAGAUCAAGCAAGUCGAGAGCCUUCGAACAAAUCCAGGCUGGUCGGAAAGCGACGUACAGGAGCGGAGAUACGAAGCAAAACAGGCGAAGCUGAGUUGCCGAAUUGUCGCCAAUUGGCGGGCGAAGGUGCCCGUCGACCGCAUCGCAUUUCUGGUGCGUUGUGGUGUAGAAAUGUGACUAUAUGUGUGUGGGCGUGAGCGCGUGUGGGACGGAUCGUGACG